GCAGGACCGCCCUCCCCUCCCCAAGACCAGUGCAGCCCAGAAGUGGGUAGUUCUGAGGGGCACAUUCUGGAGUGAGUGUUGAGAAGGGGCUUGCCUUUUCCUGAGCAGCCAGUUGGCCAUACCUUGUUUCCUGUGUGUACCAUCUGCUCCCUUCGCUGGUGAGCCUUUAGCAGGGGUUGUUUCCUCUUGGCUGGUAAAGAUGCUCUUGCUUUGCUUAUUAGGCCAUUGCUUUUAAAACUGACUCCCAUUGUCUUACAGCUUCCUGGGCCCUGAGUGAAGACCGCCUCGGCCUCCCAGUUCAUCAUGGCGUCAGCCUUGAGAGGGGCCCCUCCUGGGACAGCUGCCCGCCCCAAGGCCAAGGCCGCUAAGCUCCUGGACGUUCUGAGUGCCCUGGAGGGGGACGAGCCAGGCAGUGACAGGGAGGAGAUAUUCAUCGCCCCCCCUGACAACGCGGCGGGGGAUUUCACUGAUGAGGACUCUGGAGACGAAGACUGCCCGCGGGGCCCCCGGCUGCCCGGCAGCGUGCUGCACGCCUCAGUCGUGUCCGAGGACUCUGGCAGCGAGGAAGGCAGCGGCGAGCUGGCACUGCAGCCGGCCUCAAAGAGGCAGAAGGCAGGGGCGGACGAUCAGCGCAUCUGGGCCGAGAGAGACGUCCAGCCAGACUUUAGCAGCUGGACUGCGUCAGACCCUCACAUCGAGGACCUCAGGAGCCAGGAGCUGAGCCCCGUGGGCCUCUUUGAGCUGUUUUUCGAUGAAGGAACAAUUAAUUUCAUUGUUGAUAAAACCAAUCGGUACGCUCAGCAGAAGGGCAUCGCCCUGGGCCUCACGGCGCAGGAGCUGAAGUGCGUCCUGGGCAUCCUGAUUCUGAGUGGCUACAUCUCCUACCCCCGGAGGAGGAUGUUCUGGGAGACCUCUCCCGACUCCCACCAUCCUCUCGUGGCCGAUGCCAUCAGGAGGGACAGAUUUGAGCUGAUCUUCUCGUACCUGCACUUUGCAGACAACAGUGAGCUGGACGAGAGUGACCGGUUCGCGAAGGUCCGGCCUCUCAUCGUCCGGAUGAACUGCAAUUUCCAGAAGCACGCGCCGCUGGAGGAGUUCUACAGCUUCGGCCAGUCCACGUGGGAGUGCCUGGACCCACGUGGCUCCAGGCGGCUGCCCGCUGUGCGGCUGGGCUACAGGGUCUGGUGCGGGACCACCAUCAGCGGCUACCUGGUGUGGUUCGAGCCCUCACAGGGCACACUGUUUACCAGGCCCGAGCGCGGCCUGGACCUGGGGGGCAGCAUGGUCCUCAGGUUCGUGGAUGCGCUUCGGGCACGGGGCUGCCUGCCCUACCACGUCUUCUUCGACAAGGUUUUCACAAGUGUCAAACUGAUGUCCAUUCUGAGGGAGAAGGGCAUCAAGGCCACAGGAACGGUUCGCGAGCACAGGACAGAUCGGUGUCCCCCCAAAGACCCCAAGUUGCUGAGGAAAAUGAAGAGGGGGUCCUCUGACUACAAGGUGGACGAGCACAAGGAGAUCCUCGUGUGCCGCCGGCAUGACAGCAGCGUGAGCAACACCUGCUCCAGUGCGCUGGGCAUUGAGCCCAUGAGGCUGGCCCGCCAACACACUGGUGCGGCCGGGGCGCGGGCUCAGGUCCACCCGCCAUCGCUGCUGAAGCUGUACCAGGAGAAGGCAGGCGGCGUGGGCCGGCUGGACCAGAACAUCGCCAAGUACAGGGUGAAGAUCCGUGGCCUGAAGUGGUACUCGAGCUUCAUCGGCUACGUCAUCGACGCUGCCCUCAACAACGCGUGGCAGCUGCACAGGAUCUGCUGCCCAGACAGGCGUGUGGACCUGUUGGCCUUCCGGAGGUACGUGGCCUGUGUGUACCUGGAGAGCAACGCCGACACAACCUCGCAGGGCAGGCGGGGCAGGCGGCUGGAGACUGAGAGCCGCUUCGAUAUGACGGGCCACUGGAUCAUCCACCAGCACAAGAGGACCCGCUGCGCCCUCUGCCACUCGCAGACCAACACGCGGUGUGAGAAGUGCCAGAAGGGCGUGCAUGCCAAGUGCUUCAGGAAGUACCACACCCGGUGAGGCACGGGCAGCUGUUUGUCCAAGGGAGGACUUGGGCAUCAUCUGUGUUGAAGAAGGACCUGCACCUGUUGAUUUGGUGUUGUAUUUUCCCCCCAUUCCUAUGUUAGUUAUUUGUUUUAUUGUAUGCUGUUCUGCCCACCUGUAGUAUAAUAUUUAUGUUAGGACACUUAAAUGUUUGCAAAUCUGUAUUUUAUACUGGCAUUUAUUUAAACAUUCAAAUAACAUCUUGCCUUGGGGUACAUUUGAGUUCUGGUAAGGAUAGAUAAGAAGUACUUAGAUAAACAGUGAAAGGAUUUACCACUGUGUGCCAUGAUUUAUAAUCUAAGGUGUAGGCAGUAGUGUAUUAAGUAUCACAGUGAUACAAUGAAGGAUUUCUUAGUGAUGUGUGUCUCAUACUGGUCCCAGGCUAUCCAACUCACCAUAUAUCAGUAGUCCGCCUUGUAUUUGCUCAAAGAGCUAAAGUUCCAGAGUUCAUAUGUUUUUGAUAAAAAUACUUUCCUAACUCCAUAUUUCCAUAUGGAAUCUGUUUUUACAAAUAUUAUAUGGUAGGGAUCCACUUUUUCCCACAUAAUUUGUUAGAAGGGAAAUAUUUCUUCACUGAUUUAAAUUCCACCUGUAAAAUUUUCUGAACUUAAGGGGAAAAUACUGAAGUAAGGAAGCAGUUUUAUGUUGGAAAACUUGGUUUGUUUGGCCCCAGCAAUCUAGGAGGCUGAGGCAGGAAGAUCACAGAGUUCAAGCCCAACCUGGGCAGCUGAGUGCCUUAGCAGGAUCCUGUCUCAAAAUGAAAAGGAAAAGGCCAGGGACUGUAGCUCAGUGUGAAGGUCUCAGAUAUGAGGAAACAGACAAGCCCAGGUUGGGCACUGCCCACCAACAGCCGGGUUGCAGCCUUGGGAAGUACCAAGAGGAGGCCUGCCUCAGGUUAGAUGGGCUAAGGCGAUGGGGCAGAACGGGGCGUGUGACCCUAGCCCAGAUCUACCAAACUGUUCAAACCCUGACAGUGGGACAACUGAGGAGACUUGAAUAAGUUCUGUAGAUUAAUUUGCACUACUUUGUGAAUAUUACUUUCCUGCUUUGGUGCUUGUGUAGUGACCAUUCAAGAUGUCUGUAUCCAUGGAAGAUGGGUAAAGGGAGCUGCCACGCCUCUGGAAGGUUUUUAAAAUUUUGAAAUAAUUUAAAACGAACAUUAGAAAAAUGUUCAUACAUUUGGUACUCUACUUCCAUCUUUAAUAAUCUAGCCUGGACACUGAAGCAUUUCUCAUAUCCGGAAGUUUACUGUUGGGAAAAUUCUGCUAUUCAGUUCUCUCCUGCAUCACCAUGGUCAGGAAUACUUGGAGACUCUAAGCCAGGUAUGUUUAUCUUACUGAUGGUCCAAGAGAAUGCCUUGAAGUGACUGUGGAAGCAGCUGUAAAGCUUUCAGAAGCUGCCGAAUGGUUGGUUGUGACUCCUCUUGUGGGUUGAGUGAAAUGCCACUGCGACAGAUGAAUAGUUUCAGGUUGUAACGGAUGUAGGAGCCCAUGCAGGCUUUUCCAGGCCCUCAACCGAAACCAAAACUAAGAUCCAGGAGGAGGCUCAGCCAGACCCACACCUGGUUUUCAGCGCCAGAUGCGGUUCCUUGUUGACAUAUUCUCAGAGGUGAACUUAAAGCCAUCAGAGGAAACCAUGGGAGAUCAGCAGGUCCACAAGUGGGAAAUCACUGGAUGUGCUAUCUAUUUGUGUUCACCACAGUUCUGCGGAAAUAAUGACUCUGUUGACUGCAGAGGAUGUGAAAAUCAUGCUGGUUGUUGUAGAUGAGAUUUCAACUAUGAUUCUAAUAAAUUAGGCACAACUGACAAACAGUAUAUGUUGAUGGCAGACUGGGAGCCUAGACAAAGUUGAAGGUCUUCAGAAACAAAAUAACCAUGAGACCUUAAGUUAGGUGAACAACUAUUUAGAAAAAAUACUUUGGUAAAAAGUAACACAAUUGCUUAAGUGCACAGUUCCGUAGUGUGUUCAUAUCAUUGUGCAACAGGUCUCUUGGAAGUGUUUCAGCUUGUAAAUCAGAAACUUGACUGACAACACCCAACUUCCCCUACCUCUUAGCCUUGGUUACUACCAUUUUGCUUUCUGCCUUUGUUGGACAAAUUUGGGUACCUUAUAUGUGUGGAAACAUACAGUCUUUUUAUUUUUGUGGUUGAGUUAUUUCACUAGCAUAAUGCCAAGGUUCAUUCAUGUUGUAGCAUAAGACAGGGUUUAAUUUUUUAAAUAAGGCUGAAUAGGGCUGGGGAUUUAUCUCAGUGGUUUCACCGCCUGCUGCGCAAGCACAAGGACCUGAGUUCGAUCCCCAAUACCAAAAAAAAUU
This is a messenger RNA of Heterocephalus glaber (naked mole-rat), 4411 nucleotides long. The record is from RefSeq and is a predicted model, not a curated record. NCBI's taxonomy places the organism in Eukaryota, Metazoa, Chordata, Mammalia, Rodentia, Bathyergidae.